Molecule: messenger RNA, 1266 nt
Organism: Histoplasma mississippiense
Lineage: Eukaryota; Fungi; Ascomycota; Eurotiomycetes; Onygenales; Ajellomycetaceae
Exons: 2
Coding region: 1-1266 (421 amino acids)
Source: RefSeq, a predicted model, not a curated record
AUGGCAGAGGAAGAUAUGACAACCUCUGGCUCAGCACGCGAUACUGGCAAGAUGCCAGAACGCGAGGAAUCUGAGGAUGGCACGCCCAGUCCUAUGCCGAUACCUACGCCGAAUCCUAACGGCAUGGUGACCAUGGCAGCAGCAGAUCUCAUUGCACUCUGCGAGCGACUGAUAUCAGCACGCGCGCCGCCACCUCCUCCACCUCCUCCACCACCUCCACCUCCUCCGAACCCUAUACCAGAAGAAGAUCCGAACAUGCUGGCUCGCGAAUACCAGAAGGAAGCGCAGGCCUCGUUGAACACAAAGUCCGUCACCACGUUCGAUGGCACCAACUACCAGACGUGGAAGAUGGCGUUCUUGUCGGAUGCAGAAGUGAUCGGUGGUGCAGAUAUUCUCAAUAAGAACCAACAGGAACCACCUGAAGGUUUAUCAUCGCUCGAUCAGCGAUAUUGGGUGAUACGUUCAAAACUUCUCUUCCGUCGCAUGUUGCAAUCCCUAGUAGGUUCUGUCCGUUUGACCAUGGGAUCCAUUCAACCCGACAACGCGGCGGCCCUAUGGAACAAGGACGGUGAUUACCUGGCGUACGUACGCCGAUAUCAAUACCUGUCUGCUCGCAUGCGACAACUAACGGAGGACCGUGGUGAGAACUACCUCCAUGAUUUCUUUAUUAUCGGCCUCCGAGAUUAUCAGAGGACCUAUGUUAAAUCACGCCUCGAUACGUUCUACGGGACGGGUCAGGGUCCGAUUGUCAACCUAGAUAUCAACGAUCUCACAAAACAAAUUGCUCACCGGAUGAGUAAAUCAGAGGGUACUGGACGCCCUAAAGCUCCAAAGGCCAACGCGGCCACCAAUGAUAAUGACAACACAACUUCCGCCGCAACCGCAAAGUGCGGAUACUGCAAGGUCCCAGGGCAUAUAAAGGCUAAUUGCUAUCAUCUGAACCCUGACAAAGCGCCCGAGUGGUGGAGGAAAGAGAAUAAGGAUAAUAAGGGCACUGACAACACUGAAGGUGCCAAAAAGAAGGGAAAGGAUAAGAAGAAGGACAAGGAUGACAACAAACCUACUGGCAUCAAAGCACCAGAUCUUCUUGCCUCCCAACCUAGUGCUAACACAGCAAUUGCUUUAUCCGCGUCGUCCGCUACAACAUUCAAACCUUGGUAUCUCGACACCUGCGCAAGCUUUAAUAUGACGGGCAAAGGCACUCGUUGGUGCGCGCGAAGUCGUUCGAGGGCGAUUUACAAAUUACUACCGCGGACGGUGGUGUAG